GUGAAAGUGACUUGAAGUGGAAUCGUGUCGUUUUUUUGCGUUUCUGCCAUUCAGAGUGAGCGUGCGCUCUGCACCACACGCCUGAGGACAAUACCUGUGUUUUGAUUUCCUCUCCGGAGCAGGGCCCUGUUGAAAGGACUGAUAACUGGAGAGGCGUUAAGUGUUGAGCAGGGUCAACUGAAGUUGAAGAUUCCCAUUGUCUGUGACGCCCAAUGUUUGUUGCGAUGCAGAUCCGGUGAAGAGCGUGGUGAAACAGAGAAGACACUGUCUGUACUAUUGGGUUUUGAUGCAGAGUCUAAAGUCAAGUUAGGAUUUGUCAGUUAUCCCGUGAGAGCUUUUGUCCCAAACCCAUUAUGGUGUUUUAGGUGUCAAGCUUAUGGUCAUGUGGCAGCAGUGUGUAGGAGGGAGAAUCCUAGGUGUGAGAAGUGUGCAGGAGGACUUUAGACAUAGGUAUGUGUAGUAUCUUUGGAAAACGUUGUAUGUUUAACUGUAGGGGUACCCACAUGGUGCUGGAGAUCAGAGGUGUCCAGGGAGAGAAAGGCAGGUUGAGGUUGCCAGCAUCAGAGUAGUACAGAAGGUGUAGUAUGCUGAGGCAGGGAAGAGAAUAGUAGAGGAAGAUGGAUGAGGGAUCCUGGACCAAAAAAAAGGAAAGGGAACCUAGUCAGUUGUCCAACUGAAUGUAUUCAACUGAAAUGUGACUUACGCAUUUAACCCAACCCCUCUGAAAUCAGUAGAGUGGUAGGAAUAGCAUGUGCUUCAGUAUGUUUGUUUUUUUGGGCAUUCAUAGCCAUGGUGAUCAACUGUACCGCAGGAAUGGAAUGAAAAUCACAGAGGAUAGAUGUUGUGGUGGCAGCUGUAAGAGAAGUACUUGGGUGUACGAGAUUUUACUGUAGAAGAGUUACAAGGUGAUUUAAACAAUAGUGUCCCGUCCUCUUAGGCUGCUUUCCUGGUGCAGGAUCAAAUGGGGCCAAAGUAGUGGAAUAGUGGUGAGGUUUUAAUGGGUGUAGGGUUAGUUGGUUGGGCAAUUUUUUUCACAUAGUGUAAUGAAUUCAUACUACAUGAUAGUAGGCUGAUGCAGAGUCAAUACAGUAGGUGGUGGCAUGCACCUAUAAUAUUUAUUUGCGGCCCUCCAUAAUGAAGAAGAAGUUAAAAAGAAUAAUAAUAAUAAUAACAACUGUUUCCCAUAGUGCUCCAGUGCACCACGCUGGCGUGACUUGACGCUUUGUGUGUUGGUGACGGUGGCAGUGAGCCCAAGACUCGUUUUUUGGUCAGUGUGUGUGAAGUGCUGGAUUGCCAGUCAUCUGUGAUUUUAUAUCGGAAUAACGUUGACGUAACCGAAUAGGCUCUGACAUUGUGAAGACGUCAUGGAUUUCGCGUGAAUCUCCGAUUUUUGAUCACCUCGACAACAUUGUUUUGAAGGCCUGUAGCUACUGCUAACUAACGUUACAGGAAAAACUCGAGCUACUGUGGCUAGCUAGCGGUGAAUCCUGGGCCGAGGAAAACAAGUGAGGCGCUGGUGCUAAUUGUUGUCGUUUUUGGAGUUAUACUACUCAAACCCUUUAAUCGUCUUAUGAAUUCGAAUGGUGGAUAUAAAACAUCGUAACAAACUGUCAGACUUCUUUCCCUAGCCAUUUAAUAGCAACUUAGCAAUAACAAGCUAACUAACUUAGCUUAUUAGCUACUUAUUCCAGCGCUUGCUAGCAAGCCAGCUAAUGCUGAAGUAUUAAUUUAGCCAGCUAGCUAGCUGGUUGAAGUUCUUGGUAUGAUUUCUAAAGUACAGUAACUAUUUAAUAUUUGUGAUGUAUGUAAGCUUCGAGUAUGACACCGUUUGGUGUCAAUUGAGAGUAAUUCACAGGUUGCUACAUAUGUUAGCUUAGUAAAUUAGCCCAGUUACCUACUCUUAAUAUCUAAUCACACUAGUAAGUUCAGUUCGGCAACUAUAAAGGGUUAUAGCGAGGUAGCAAAGUUUCCCCAUCAAGUGUUUUUGAACAGCAAUACCAUUAAAGGUUCAUUUAAACCACCCAUUAGCAUUGAUCAGUCAGAUUCUUUCCCCUAUGAAGCAUCAUUGUCGAGAGUGGAUGUUGUCUGUAUCAGCAGAUUACGUUUGUUCUUCUUGGCACUGCUGAUUAACGGCCAACACGUGAGCAGCUGCAGGUCAUACAAACUUACUGAUCGGCCCUUGCGCGAUACUGACAAAAGACACAAUGAAUCGCUAUCUGCCAGUUGCACGACAGCACUUCUUGGGUGCAUUAACCAACACUAGCGUUGUGGUGAAGUCCAUAAGUGCCAUAGUGCUACUUCUGUAUCUGCUCUCGUGGGCAGUUGACACUCCAUACGCCCUGGGUGUGACGCCUGGCUACCUCUUCCCCCCUAACUUCUGGAUCUGGACCCUGGUGACCCAUGCUGUGGUGGAGCAGCAUGUGUGGGGAUUGGUGGCCAAUGUUGGGACUGUCAUGGCCUGUGGCCGGCUGUUGGAGCCUCUGUGGGGCGCCUUGGAGCUGCUAAUCUUUUUUGCCGUGGUCAACAUCUCUGCAGGCCUCCUGGCGGGCCUCUCCUACUUGCUCACGUACGUCGCCACCUUUGACCUGGACUACUUGUUUGCUGUGCGAGUCCAUGGGGCACCAGCUUUCCUCGGGGGGGUGUUGGUGGCCCUCAAGCAGACCAUGGGGGACACGACUGUGCUGCGGGUUCCACAGGUGAGGCUCAAAGCGUCCCCGGCGCUGGUCCUCCUCUGCCUGGCCCUGCUACGCCUCUCUGGCCUGCUGGAGAAUGCCGCACCACUGGCGGCCUACAGCUUUGGCGCCCUGGCAGGCUGGGUCUACCUGCGCUUCUACCAGAGGCACAGCCGGGGCCGUGGGGACAUGUCAGACCACUUUGCCUUUGCCUCCUUCUUCCCUGAAGCGGUGCAGCCAGUGGUGGGGCUGCUGGCCGGCCUGGUGCACGCAGCCCUGGUGAAGAUCAAGGUGUGCAGGAAGAUGGUGAAGCGCUAUGACGUCGGGGCACCUUCCUCCAUCACCAUCAGUCUGCCGGGGGUGGAUCCCCAGGACACAGAGAGGAGGAGGCAGUUGGCGCUGAAGGCCCUGAACGAGCGACUGAAGAAGGUGGAGGACCAGUCGGCCUGGCCGAGCAUGGACGACGAAGAGGACGACGAUGAGGACGAGGUUCGGGCCGACACCCCGCUGCUCUCUGGACAUGAGAGAACCUCGCCAGUAGGGGGGUCUAAUGGUUCCCAGAACACCACGGGACAGGAGUCCAGCAUCAUCAGCUUUGAGGACGCCCCCUCCAGCUCAUAACAGACACACUGAUACACUCAGCUAUACUAAGUUUUGAAUAGCACACACACUAGUGACUACACCCCCCACCCCCACACACACACACACACACACUAGCUCUAGCAGUUUUUGACACAUUGUCAGGCUUAUCAGUUUUUCGCUCUGACUCGCCGAAGUUGUACACAGAUUGCUCUCCUGGCCCCACCCGCAUAUGUCCAUUGAAACAUGAAUGCAAUGUACAAACACCUUGGACUCUCCCUAGUUUGUCACGUCUCUCCUGAAUAAACUAUUGAAUGGUUGUACAAAAUGUUUUUUUAAUUACAGCUCUUUUGACCCGAGACGCCUGCUCCACACCUGCUGCUCUCGUCUGACUCCCAGACCUUGUGUCUGAGACGCUACGACCGGAGCAGAGACUCUUGGCAAACUCUCCAUCUGUUGCUGUGUGUUGCUAUUGUCCCAGAGCAAGCUUUCAGCAGACGGAUGCAGAUUCUCAAUGGUUUUCUAGGUCAUCCUUUUGUGCUGAUUGGUGUUUAGUCUUUAAUGUCUUUGACAUCUUUUCUCUCUUCUCCAUCACUGAAAGACAGUUAUGGCCAAAUAUAUAUUGACACACUUGCACUUUUCUUAAAUAAUUCCCUAAUACUUCUAAAAUAAAUUAAAAACAAACAAACAGUAACCACACACUGUAUUUUUGACAUUGCAGAACCAAUUUAGCUUAUUUAUCAUUUUAGUUUAGUCCACCAACUGCGGUUUUCAGAUCUCGCCAAUACGUUUUUGAUAUGACUUUGCUGGCCACUUCAGAACAGUCCAGCAUCUCUUCUUAACCAUUCCUGGAUGCUUUUUGAUGUGUGUGUGUGGGGGGGGGGGGGGGGGGGGGGGUUGUUGUUGUCCUGCUGGAAGACCCACAGCCUUCAGUGGAGACACAUUUUCUGGACACUGGGUUCAACACUGGACUCCAAAACACCUGAUAAUCUGCUAAUUUCAAGCAACCCCACAGCAUUACCAAACCCCCCCCAUCUUUGAUUGUAGGGAGGGUGUUAUUUUCAUUGAAAUAAUAAAUAAUUUGUCAGUAAACCCAAAUCUGUAUUGCCAAAGAGUUCCGAUUUUGAUUCAUUGGUCCACAGAACCUUUUCCCCAGGAUUUAGGCUUGUUUAGGUGGGUUUUUGAGAAAUUCAAACAGGCUUUUUUUGUCUCCAGCAGUGGGGUCUUCCUAUGUUUACUAACAACCAAAUUAGGCAUUCAAAGAAAAUAACACCCUCCCUAAAAUCAACCAUGGGGAGGUUUGAUAAUGCUGUAGGGUUGCUUUGCUGCCUCUGGCAGUGCAGGACAUCAGGAAAUCUGCAGAUUAUCAAGGUGCUUUGGAGUGCAAUGUUCAACCAGGUGUCUUUGUCAAAGGUUGUGGAUCUUCCAGUAGGACAACAACCACAAACACGCAUAAAAAGCACCCUGGACUGUUCUAAUAGUCAGUGAAGGGUCCAGAUCUGAAUCACAUCUGUGACGAUCCAUCUAUGGCGAGACAGGGCACUUCUCAAACAUUGAAGAAUAAGAGCAAUUUGUUGCUGAAGAGUGGGCCAAAUUGCCAGGAGAAAAUGUACAGAAAGCUUAUUGAUGGCUACAGGAAGCAUUUGUUGGAACUACUAGCUCCUUUGUUGGAGUACUAGCUCCUGGGUGCCAAUAAUUUUGUUCAUGCCAUUUGUCUUUAUUUUCUAAAUUAAAAUUGUAAACUUAAGUUUGCAAAAAUAAAACUGGGUCUGCAAUGUGGAAAAUCCAAUAACAAUUGUGUGGAGACCAAACUUUUUUUUACUAUUUCAACUUAUUUUAGAAGGGUGUCAAUAUAUUUGGCAACAACUGUAGGUCUAGAUUUGACCCCCCAGCUAUUUUACCACAGCUAGAUCUUCUGUUUUCAAAUGUUUCCAACAUUUAUGGGGCACCUGAUAAUUGGACAAGUUGCUCUGUGGAUGAUGAUGAUGAUGUGGUUGUUUAUUGUUUAUUUUUGCUCUGAAGUCAGAGUUGGAUUACUCGAAGGGGAACCAUGGCCAUAAUAGAUUGAAGGUGUGUGGGUCUAUCUUCCUUUUUGUUCAUACUGUUGAUUUGUGUUCUGUCAGAAUCUUUAGUUUUUCUGGCCAGCCAGUUUAAUUUAGUUUCUUUUUACCCGAAUGAGUGUGUAACAGGGAGAGCUAGAAGACUAGAUGUUGUACACAGUGGUUUCCGGUCAUUUCUGAAUGGUUCUGGCCUGACAAAGUUCAGCAGCUUUUGACAAUGACGGAACAAUACAGCCACUGAUGCAGGCUCUCUUCUCCCCAGGGAACAUCUUGUCGAAAUCUCUUGCUCUUUGUUUCUUUCUAGUUUCUCAUUUUUUCCCCACUAUCUGUGUCACGUCUCUCUUGAGUCUUUAAAUCAAAUAACUUAUUUAUGAGGUUUGAAAUGUUAAGGUGUGGUGAAGGAUGCCAAUAUGGAUGCAGUUCUGUUUAAUUUGUUGGGGAAGGUGAAGGGGGCCCAAGGAUUGGUUCUGACGCCGUUCUGUUUAAUUUGUUGGUGAAGGUGGCCCAAGGAUUGGUUCUGACGCAGUUCUGUUUAAUUUGUUGGUGAAGGUGGCCCAAGGAUUGGUUCUGACGCAGUUCUGUUUAAUUUGUUGGUGAAGGUGGCCCAAGGAUUGGUUCUGACGCCGUUCUGUUUAAUUUGUUGGGGAAGGUGCCUCGAAGCUUGGUUUUCACAGAUUUUCCAUGCACCAGACAGGUUCCUCAGAUUUCCACUAACGAUGUGUUUCUCUUUGUACUGUGACCGUUGCGCAGACUCCUAUUUAGUUUCAGAUAUUUCUCUGUCUCUAUAUUAAAUAAAAUACGAUUGUAUGAAAUGUAA
Messenger RNA from Oncorhynchus mykiss (rainbow trout), 6128 nucleotides. It is a transcript of the gene tmem115, whose product is annotated as transmembrane protein 115. Gene Ontology annotation, cellular component: membrane; Golgi apparatus. NCBI's taxonomy places the organism in Eukaryota, Metazoa, Chordata, Actinopteri, Salmoniformes, Salmonidae. The record is from RefSeq and is a predicted model, not a curated record. Gene Ontology annotation, biological process: retrograde vesicle-mediated transport, Golgi to endoplasmic reticulum.